Molecule: messenger RNA, 4863 nt
Organism: Perognathus longimembris pacificus (Pacific pocket mouse)
Lineage: Eukaryota; Metazoa; Chordata; Mammalia; Rodentia; Heteromyidae
Gene: Socs5
Product: suppressor of cytokine signaling 5
Exons: 4
Coding region: 674-2284 (536 amino acids)
Biological process (GO): phosphatidylinositol phosphate biosynthetic process; positive regulation of proteasomal ubiquitin-dependent protein catabolic process; cell surface receptor signaling pathway via JAK-STAT
Cellular component (GO): phosphatidylinositol 3-kinase complex
Molecular function (GO): 1-phosphatidylinositol-3-kinase regulator activity
Source: RefSeq, a predicted model, not a curated record
GGCUGGCGGGGGCAUCCGGCCCGAGCUGGGGUCCCCAAGCUCGGUCCGGAUGAGGCGAGGCUGCGCCGGCUGGGCAGUCAGUGGGGACGGGACGCACCGGCGGGCGGCCGGACUGGCCCUCUCGGUGAUUGCGCCGUCCGGGUCGCUGCCGCCCGCCCGCAGGUGCCCUGGCUGAGGCCGCCUCGCGCGCCCCGGCCGGUGAGUGUCCCCGCGGUCGCCCGACCGGCUGCCUGCCCCCGGCCCCCCGCGCAGCGGCUAGCGGCCGCCUCUCCUCCUCACCCCGGUGCCUGCGCCCGGUGCCGGCCGCCUCCGGCCCGCGCCUCCGCACCCCGGCGCAGGCAGCACCGGCCCUCGGGCUGGGAUGGGCCGGCCGGGAAGAGGAAGGCAAGCCCGGGCCAUGAGCCCGUGAGCACUGUGCCGCGCAUAGUGGGAGUUUACACGCAGUAGGUUCUUGGGGCGUUUCUGAAGAAUUGCUUUUCUGGUUGGAAAAAGGCCCUGCAAAAUUGGAGUACAUAUUCCAUAGAAGUUUUAAGAUGUCUUAACUGAGCGAACUACUGGAAGGAGAUAUUGACAGGAUCUUACUAUAGACCUAGCUAGACUCUGCCUCCACAUCUCAAGGUAUUGGAAGUACAGGCCUGUGUCACUAUUCACAAGAAUGAAAAUUUUAUAAUCAAUGGAUAAAGUGGGGAAAAUGUGGAAUAACUUCAAGUACAGGUGUCAGAAUCUUUUUGGUCAUGAGGGAGGAAGCCGUAGUGAAAGCAUGGACAUGAACUCCAACAGAUGUCUGUCUGUCAAAGAGAAAAACAUGAGUCUGGGAGACUCAUCUCCUCAGCAGCAAAGCAGCCCCUUACGAGAAAAUGUGGCCUUACAACUGGGAUUAAGCUCCUCAAAGAAUUCUUCAAGGAGAAACCAAAACUGUGCUGCAGAAAUCCCUCAAAUUGUUGAAAUAAGCAUUGAGAAGGACAGUGACUCAUGUGUUGCCCCAGGAACAAGGCUUGCUCGAAGAGAUUCCUACUCUCGACAUGCCCCCUGGGGUGGGAAGAAAAAACAUUCCUGUUCCACAAAGACGCAAAGUUCAUUGGAUACUGAUAAAAAGUUUGGUAGAACUCGAAGUGGACUUCAGAGGCGAGAGCGGCGCUACGGAGUCAGCUCUGUGCACGACAUGGACAGCAUUUCCAGCAGAGCCCUUGGGAGCCGCUCACUGAGACAGAGGUUGCAGGACACUGUAGGCCUGUGUUUCCCAAUGAGGACUUACAGCAAGCACUCAAAGCCACUCUUCUCCAACAAAAGGAAAAUACAUCUUUCUGAAUUAAUGCUGGAGAAAUGUCCUUUUCCUGCAGGCUCAGAUUUAGCUCAAAAAUGGCAUUUGAUUAAACAGCAUACAGCUCCUGUGAGCCCACAUUCAACAUUUUUUGAUACAUUUGAUCCAUCGUUGGUUUCUACAGAAGAUGAAGAAGACAGGCUUCGAGAGAGAAGACGGCUUAGUAUUGAAGAAGGGGUAGACCCCCCUCCCAAUGCACAAAUACAUACAUUUGAAGCUACUGCACAGGUUAAUCCAUUAUACAAACUGGGACCAAAGUUAGCUCCUGGAAUGACAGAAAUAAGUGGGGACAGUGCUGCAAUUCCACAAGGUAACUGUGACUCAGAAGAGGAUACAACCACCUUGUGUUUGCAGUCCUGGAGGCAGAAGCAACGCCAAGUGUCUGGAGACAGUCAUGCCCACAUUAGCAGACAGGGUGCAUGGAAAGUCCAUACACAGAUUGAUUACAUACACUGCCUUGUGCCAGAUCUGCUUCAGAUCACAGGGAAUCCCUGUUACUGGGGGGUUAUGGACCGUUAUGAAGCAGAAGCACUUCUCGAAGGGAAACCUGAAGGCACGUUUUUGCUCAGGGACUCAGCGCAAGAGGACUACCUCUUCUCUGUGAGCUUCCGCCGCUACAACAGAUCCCUGCAUGCCAGAAUUGAACAGUGGAAUCACAACUUCAGUUUUGAUGCCCACGACCCAUGUGUAUUUCACUCCUCCACUGUAACAGGACUUCUAGAACAUUAUAAGGAUCCCAGUUCUUGCAUGUUUUUUGAACCAUUGCUUACUAUAUCACUUAAUAGGACUUUUCCUUUCAGCCUGCAGUAUAUCUGCCGUGCAGUAAUCUGCAGGUGCACCACCUAUGAUGGAAUUGAUGGGCUCCCUCUGCCAUCAAUGUUACAGGAUUUCCUAAAAGAAUAUCAUUAUAAGCAAAAGGUUAGAGUUCGCUGGUUAGAACGAGAGCCAAUCAAGGCAAAGUAAACUCUUCUGACCCCAAAGGGCAUUAGCUAGGUCUGCUUUUAUGUGCAUUAGACAGUAUACCUAUUGGAAGCACAGUGUCAGUGCUAAGAUUUUCACACAGGACGUCAGCUUGGUGAGUGGCCUCUGUCAGUGGCCAUCUGCUGUGACACUGACUGACAGUGGUGCCUAUUGCAACAGCAGGAUAAAGCUAGUCUUCAGUGAGGCUACAGAAACAUGUUGGUUUAGCUAGCAGUUUGGUUUUUAGUGGCUGUAAUAGUUGAAUGAGGCAGCUCUGGGGCAUUUGCUAUGAAGAGUUCUAUUUCUUACCGAAGAACAAAUUAUUGGAUGAGUAUUUCAGCAGUGUGACUAAUGUUUUAAAUUAUUUUUUCUAAGAAUUUUUCUAUAACCUUCCAAAGUAGUGAUGUUUGUAGUUAUCAUAAAUCCAGCUUUGAAAGUCCAAAAACAAGCAAAUGAAUAAAUAAGUAGACUGCCUCCCUUUUAGGAAAAAAAAAUGCAAUUUUCUGGCCACAAGGGCAUAGUGCAGUUCACUUAAGUGUGGAUGUAGUUUAUUAUAGUUUCCUUUUCUCUUCUGCAAAAGGUACUGUUAAGUAGACCAGGUUUUCUAAAUAGUUCUUAAAAUUUCAGAUUAGAAAGAUAAUAGUUGAAUUUUAUUUAAAGGUCCUUGGUAUUGAUUUUUUAAUAAGGCUUCAACUUAAAAUAGGCAUUUGAAAUAGCUGCUGCAGUGUGUGUGUGUGUGUGUGUGUGUGUGUGUGUGUGUGUGUGUGUGUGUGUUAAUGUUAAUAUGAGGUCUAAAUGUUGUUUCAUUAAGGUUGGGUCUUUUCCUAUGUCCAUAACAAGGUUGUAAACUAUGAAGAAAAUAAGACUAGAAGAUGCCCAUACAAAGUCAGACAAUAGUAACUAACUACAAUGGUUGUUGCUGUUGAGAUUUGUUAAAUGAUAAUUAAUGAUUUGAAUGGCAGUAUUUAUCUCUUUGUUGUAAGCUCUCAUAGCUGAAUUGCUUAAGUAUAAUUUAUAGAACUUCAGUGCAGUUCAUUCUUAAUGGAAAAUCUGAAACCUAAAUUGCAGAUUUAAAGGUACUAUACAACCAUUGUAUUUGUAAAUAACUUUACUUAGCACCUUUUUGUCAUUUAGAAUAGUAUAUGAUACAGUUUGAGUGAGUGCUUUGGGAAGUAUUACCUAGUUCUAGUGUUUGCUUCUUAGUAUUGAACUGACUCUUCAGUUCUGUCCUAGACACUUUGCACUACAGUAGCCAAAUCCAUUCUUGUCUUGUUAUUAAUGUGUUCUGUGCUGCUGGUGAGUGCUUCUUAGUUUCCGUACCAGCUGCUACAGAAGGUUAUUUUAUAUCCUUAUGGCUAUUGCCAAGGCUACAAAAAAGAAAAGCUAUAUUUGUAUGCAACACUAAUCCUUUGACUGCUAAUGUAUGUUUCUGCUUGCUGUGCCUUGUUAUGGCUGCUUCUUUGUGCUAAUAAAGUAUGUUUGGUGUCCUUGUAUAUCUGCUGUUUUAUACAUUUGCAACAGUUUUCUCUUAUACAUGGAAUGGUUUGGGUUUUUAAAAUUAACAUUACCCGACAACCUAUUCUCUAGUUAAUACAGAAUCAUGUACAGUCUAAUACUGACUUACAGAAUAAGCUAACUCUAAUGCUCUACAUCUUUCUAAUCCUAAUCUGUAGUUACUGAAAUUACCAUAUAAGUUUAGGUAACAACAGAAAAUUCAGAGAAAUAAAAAAACCUAUUGAUUUCUCUGCCUCUAACUGAAAGAUUGAAACUGUCAGUGAGGUUAUUUUAGUAAAUGAAUAUUUAUAGCAUACAACUGCAUCAGAAACAGGUUAAGUGAAGUCUUGUGAACUAGUACUACAUCAGCACUAUUUAUUGGUUUGGGGACCAUUUUAAUUGAUAAUAGAUGCCCAAAAUAUAGAACUUUAACCAAAGACUUGUCCAUUUUAAUACAAAAUGGGGAUUAAAGGGACUUAGAAUUUCUGCUUUUUCUAAUAGAAGUCCCUGAAGAACAUAUACCAAAGUGUUUGAGAACUUCACCCAAACCUACUUUAAAACGUUAUGUGCAAUUAAGUUGUUUGACAUAAUUAUAUUACGUAAUUGUUGGGUCUGGUUUCUUGAGCUUAUAAUGUACCUGGAAAAUAAACCUCUUAAGGAAAAAGAAAAUCCCUACUGAUUAUUGAAGGACUAUAUAUGCAAACAAGAUGGUGUUGUAAAGAGGUAACUUGAAACUCCAAGAAAGCACUUGAUGUUUUUAUAUGCUUGUAGCAAAUUGAUGUUCUAACUGUAGUUUUAUAGAAAGUAUUGAUGCUUUUAUGUUUUUCAGAACUUUCAUAUGUUAAAGCAAAUUGUUUGAAUGUGCAACUAUUUGAGUUUAUGUAAGCAUGUAUACACUGUGCUAAAAGUCAUGUUUCAGUUUGUGUAUAAUAAUAUGCAACUUUUGGUUUAAGUUUUUUUCUUAAAACAUUAGUGGCUUAUGUUUUAAAAAGAAAAUCACCAGCAUGAAAGUGCACAUAAGUCUAUAGUCACUGUGUCUUUUUCUGAAUCCAUUGUAGUCUGUCAACUAAAUUUGUGUCUUUAUGGUC